Centrocercus urophasianus (Greater sage-grouse) is the source of this 1645-nucleotide messenger RNA. It is a transcript of the gene CLRN3, whose product is annotated as clarin 3. The transcript is spliced from 3 exons. The record is from RefSeq and is a predicted model, not a curated record. NCBI's taxonomy places the organism in Eukaryota, Metazoa, Chordata, Aves, Galliformes, Phasianidae. The coding region runs from base 143 to 826 and encodes 227 amino acids.
UUUUUAUGACUUCUGCUGCCUGCUUAAAGUUUACCAGGAUAACUUUCAGAGCAGGUUCCAGGGAGCAAAAGGAGGAACAACCGUAUGCCCAACAGGGCCGAAGGGAAGGAAAUCUGAACCUGUGGAAAAUCUGCCAGCCAAAAUGCCAACCAGACAGAAAACGCUGAUGUAUGGAGGUGCUUUUUUCACCAGCAUUGCAUCUUUUGUCAUCAUUUGUGCCGUUCUGGGAACACAGGCGUGGAUGAACAGCGAGGUCAGAUUCUCUGGAGGGAACUCUACCACUACUGUCAGCCUCACGUAUGGGCUCUUUCAAGUGACCUGUGCUCAGGUCAUCAACUCCGGGCUGCAGAUCUCAGCUAGCAAUUUCCAAGUUGCAGAUGGUCUGAGCAGCAGUGGAACAAAAGGCAUCAACACGGCCAUCAUCGUGCUUCUGGUUCUCAUCUUGCUGAGCUCCCUCCUGAGCUCUGGCUUUACGUGCACCAACACUGUGAGCAACCCCUACCAGACCUUCCUGGGACCCAUCGGAGUCUAUACCUGGAAUGCCAUCAGUGGAAUCCUCACACUUUUGGUCAUGAUACUUUUUCCCGUGAACGUGGAAGGCAAUGACAUGUCUGUGGAGUUGGCCAUCAAAUGUAUUUCUCUGUCACUGACACACAGUGGAUCUGAACACAGGUAUGAGUACUCCUACUGGAUCCUGCUGCUCAGCAUCAUUUUCAACAUCAUUACUAUUAUUAUCAUCUAUUUCUAUGACCAUGCAAGAUAUUCUAAGAAGAAAGAACAGGAAAGGCCGAUUGAAAACGCAUCAAAAGACGUCAUUCUGUUUUAAGGACAUCACCAAAAAGAGGGUCUAAAAUAAAAUGACUGCUUAAUAUGGACAAUCCCAGCUGAUCUUUUGUGUUCAGAUUGAAGUUACGUGCAUAGCUCGAUUAACAAAACAGCCUGUUGCUUCUUCAAAGCAGAUUGAUUUUAUUCUUCUGAUGAAAGACGUUGGGUAACAUCUAUCAGCUCCCAUUGGAAAUAUGCUGCCUGAGCACUUCUGAGCAGAAGCACUCAACACCAGCACCUCCCUGCAGGAUGAACUACUGCUUGUAGCCAGAGGGAUUAGCAGAAACUCUCCCCUAAAAGGAAAGGGGCACUAAGAGCCACCAGCCCCACAUGCCUGAGAGGCUGCUACAGCCAUGGCCCAGGCUUGGAAAGCCAUAGCACAAAGGACUCAGGGCCAGCUCACUUCUUCAUACCCCAUAUGGUUGCCUUCCUGAGUGCCCCACAAAACUCCCACCUCCUGGACCUGUUGUAACACAGAGCAGGGCUGCUGUGGCUGCCAUGGGUGUGUGUUACUGUGAAUGCAUCGCUGCCCUUUGGGUGCAGGCGAUGGGAAGAUUGAAGGCAUCGCAUCCAUCAUGCGUGCAGUCUGGGAUCCAAGGGCAGGACAGUACUAAACCAUGCAGAGCAGCCAGCACCUUCUGCUCCUCCUCUCCUACCUCUGCAGCUGUAAGAACAAUGCUUUAUUGCACAUGCUUGGCAUCUGUCCUAUGAUGCAAGAGAUGCUCACAGGUGAAGUAAAGCAUCUCUAGGAGGAGAUGCAAUGCAAGAGGUGACCUCUCACUAUUUAUGUCACAAAAAAUAAAGCUUCAGGAUUAAGGCA